AACACCAUACCUGAGCACUGAAUCAAAUAAGACCUUCCUUUUAAGUUGUCGGUGUGAUUUACAUGAUAAUACAUUCUUCAGAGUUGUUUUUUCUACAUUUGAUCCACCCUAAAUGAGUUCUAAAGGAGACAGCGAUGAAGACAGCUCCAGAAAACGGAAUGUUGCGUAUGUUUUCAGCCAGGAAUACAUUGAAACUUGCGAUUCUUUGUCCAAAGUGCCAAACCGGGCGAGUAUGGUCCACUCACUGAUUGAAGCCUAUGGACUCCUCAAACAUAUGAGCAUUGUAAAACCUCAAGUGGCCUCUGUAGAGGACAUGGCCAAGUUCCACACAGAUUCCUACCUGGAGCAUCUUCACAAGAUCAGCCAGGAUGGAGACAAUGACGACCCACAGUCAGCUGACUAUGGCCUGGGUUACGACUGUCCAGUGGUGGAGGGCAUAUUUGACUACGCCGCGGCAGUCGGGGGCGCUACACUCACAGCCGCCCAGUGCCUGCUGGACCAGACGAGCGACGUGGCCAUCAACUGGGCAGGGGGGUGGCACCAUGCCAAGAAGGACGAGGCAUCGGGAUUCUGCUACGUGAACGACGUCGUGUUGGGGAUUCUCAAGCUGCGGGAGAAAUAUGAGCGAGUCCUCUAUGUGGACGUGGACCUGCAUCACGGAGACGGUGUGGAGGAUGCCUUCAGCUUUACUUCCAAAGUCAUGACAGUGUCACUCCAUAAGUUCUCCCCAGGAUUCUUUCCAGGGACAGGGGAUGUCGCAGACACAGGAUUGGGUAAGGGCCGCUGGUACGCAGUCAACGUCCCGCUGGAGGAUGGCAUCCAGGACAACAGAUACUACCAACUUUUCACCAGCGUGAUGUCGGAGGUGCACGCGCAGUUCAACCCGGAGGCGGUGGUGAUGCAGCUGGGAGCUGACACCAUGGCGGGCGACCCGAUGUGCUCUUUCAACAUGACCCCAGUGGGCGUGGCCAAAUGUCUGCAGUAUGUCCUACAGUGGCGCCUGCCAACACUGCUGCUGGGAGGAGGGGGAUACAACCUUGCCAAUACGGCUCGCUGCUGGACCUACCUGACAGCAUCAGUUCUGGGAAAGACCCUCGCCUCAGAUAUUCCAGACCAUGAGGCUGAUUGGCUAAAACAACCUGAUGCUUCUGGAGUCAUAGUGCCACCUGUUGGCUUUGGAAUGCAAGUGAGAGCCUGUGAAUUGCCUGUCCAAUUAAAAAGCACAUUGCUCCAAAUGAUAAUUUUUUAAAUUUGUAACCGAAAGCCAAAUAUGAAUAAUAGCGGUAAAACUAGUAAUUUGAUGUUGUAUAUAUUUAUUUAUUUAUUUAUUUAUUUAUUAAUUUAUUAAUUUAGAUACCUGCUAUCAAGAGACAAAAUCUGAUCUCAUAUGAAUAGAGACUAUUUAAAUAGGCAAUUGGUGUGGAUUUAUUUCUACCUAUAGUAAGAUGAUUAUUACCAUAAAUGAUCCAAUCGACAUCUCUAUUUAAUUAACUGCCAAGUCUGUUCUAUUAAAGAAAGUAAUUAGUGCUGGGUCAGAACACACUGGCAUUAACAACUGUUGCUGCUGGUAUUUUUUUUACUUUAUUAACUCUCCAAGAUGGCAGUAGCAUUUGAAGUAUAAUGAGUGGAGUGUUAUCUACCUCUGCAUGCAUUUUAAAAUGUUGCUGUUGGUGUGAAACUCGUGUGUGAUAACUACCGUUGUCUUACUUACGUUGAACUCAUCAGCAGCGUUAAUGAGACUGAACAGUUUUGGGGAACAGUUUGCAACAUUGGUACUGUUGCUGCUGUGUGGUGCAAUAUACGUACAAUAUAUGUUUAUAAAUGGCCAUGUGGUCUGAGGGAGCUACAUUUUCCAUUUCCGCUUUCUCAUGCACUCCAAACCCAUCCAUCCAUUUUCUAUACCGCUUCAUGACGUGCCUCAUCCCAUCGCUGUUCUGCUGUAGCACCCACAUUUUGUAUUUCAGAAUGCAUUUCUUUCUACUGUUCUUUCAUUAUUAACUGAAAACCUGAAUGAAAAGCAGGCUUGCGGGCACCUCAUGUGGUCGUGGGGGGUCACCACGUCGGUGACCCCUGACGUAAAUGUUCUCGGAACGGAUUAUUUACGUUGUAGGGGCGUCUACUGUAUAUUAUUAUUUUAAAAAUAGCAAUGUCUAGCAAUGUCAUGUUGAUGAUGAUGAGCAAACAACACAUGAGACAGCAUGAAGGGGAUGCUUGUGGACAGGAAGCAGGGAAGCGUACCACCUCUUUACUUCCCAUUUUCUCCGUUUUCCUGUCUACGCCACUUCCUGACCGGUCUCUCUCUGCCGCACAGAGCCACGGGCUCAAUAGCCGGAAACGCCAUCGUGUGUGUGUGUGUGUGUGUGUGUGUGUAGUGAAAAUGCAUCUUCAUCAACGUGUAACUGGAAACAUUUAUGAGAUGACCGUCCUUCAUCACUGCAUGUGCAUCAUCACAUGUCCUUGCCCAUGUGACGUAGACUUUCUGGUUCCCUGCACCACUCUUGCUGCUGUCAUCAGCUCCCUCCUCUUGGGCCAUCCAAAAUAAACAUGGCACCAGCAGGAGUGUGUGUGUGGACAACAGGAGCAGCGGGUUCAUGGGAAUAUAUUAGUCUUGGUGUGUGUGUGAGAUAAGACACACAAAUCCAUCAGCUGAUGGGACACAUACUGUAUACAAGGAUGUACUCCACACACACAAAGAAGGAUCAUCUUUGUCUUUGUAAACACAAUAACAUGUGCUCC
This is a messenger RNA of Dunckerocampus dactyliophorus (ringed pipefish), 2736 nucleotides long. RefSeq names its product histone deacetylase 8 (gene hdac8). NCBI's taxonomy places the organism in Eukaryota, Metazoa, Chordata, Actinopteri, Syngnathiformes, Syngnathidae. Bases 113 to 1249 code for a protein of 378 amino acids. Gene Ontology annotation, molecular function: histone deacetylase activity. The record is from RefSeq and is a predicted model, not a curated record. The transcript is spliced from 10 exons.